Pimephales promelas (fathead minnow) is the source of this 1410-nucleotide messenger RNA. The record is from RefSeq and is a predicted model, not a curated record. Lineage: Eukaryota; Metazoa; Chordata; Actinopteri; Cypriniformes; Leuciscidae.
UCCUUCCUAAUUUCAUUUCCUCUUGCUCUAAAAUAAACGGAACAAAACAGAAUGCAUAUUAUCUCCGUUUUAAUUUUAAUGUUGAGAAGUGGGUUUUUUUGCAAAUAUCAAGAAGUUCUACGUGGCGUUGAUGUGUCUUUGCGAUGUGAGGUGUCUUUCCUGUCUGAAUCCUCAACAUUGCAGUGGGAGAGAGAUGGAGAACAAACAUCCAACACCACUUUACUGUACAACAACUCUGCCUACAUCAUCUUACACACCGUUGAUGAACACAAUCAGGGCAAAUAUUACUGUAGAUUGAUGGAAGAUGGAAGAGCUACAACGGUUAGGAUUCACACACUUAAUGUCAGUUCACAUUCAUAUAAUGGAAAUAAUAAAAUUAAUACCAUUUACAGACAAAGCUCUAGUAAUAGUGACGUAUCACUGAUCUGCAAGACUAAAAAGGAAUACAAUAGAUGGAAGUGGACCUGGGAGCAGAGGCCUAAUUCACAGACUGAUCUGAUAGCAGUUGAAAAUGGAAGAGAAGUUCAAGUAAACGGACCGAUUAAACCAGGAAGACUUUCUUCAACCACAUACAAUAGUCGAGUUUUUAUCUUUCACAUCUCACCUGUGAACUUCAAUUCUAGUGGGACAUACAGGUGUAUUACAGAUGAACAAAAACAUCCCUAUACAACCACAAUGCUUCACACCAUCAGAGUCUCAGUGGAGCACCCUGAUGGUUUGUUGAGGAAUCGGUCAUUGAUUCUCACCUGUGAAGUUUCUGAAGUGACUGAUUCACUGAUGCUGGUCUGUCUCAGGAUGGAGAGGAACAGAGGAGUGCUGGGAAAACAGCAAAUUAUGACUGAGAAAAACAACAAGUUACAACUCACAGUGAAUCUGUCCAGCUAUGAAACAGAUCCUCUGCACUGGCAGUGUGCAGUUUUUACUGAGGAUACACUCAGAGCUCUGGCUCCUAUAACAAUCAGUCUUUCCUCAUCUACUACUAAUGCUCCAAACCAAAAAGAUAUCAUGACACAGGAAAGUCAUCUACAGAUCGUGAUCAUCGUGGUGUGUGCUGGCACUGGCACUGUGCUGAUUCUGCUGCUGGGACUUCUAGUUUUUAAACGUCAGCGAAAAACAGAUGAAGUUCAUGUCACUGGAUUAAAAUCACAAGAAGAUGAGGACAUCCAUUAUGCUUCAGUGACGUUAGCAGGAUCUAGUCAGGGAGAUGACAGCUGGUUUAAAACCGAUCAUGCAAGUUCAGAGGUGUUGGAGAUGAAUUCUACAGUAAUCUACUCAACUGUUAAAGCACAGUGAGCACUCGCGCUUGACAUGAAUGUAUAUAGAACUUUUUUCCAUUCAUGUAUAAUUAAAUUGAAAUGAAAACACCAUAUAAUCCUGUAUUAAUAAUAGAUUUCUAGUCAUUCAUUAUUU